This is a messenger RNA of Acanthosepion pharaonis, 573 nucleotides long. The record is from the annotation of a GenBank genome assembly. Lineage: Eukaryota; Metazoa; Mollusca; Cephalopoda; Sepiida; Sepiidae.
AUGAUCUACCUUCGAGCUGUCAUCGUCACGGAUAACAUCAUCCUGAUUUUCUCAUUUAUCUCUCUAACACCCGAAAGUAUAUCCGAUUAUACAGAAACUAACUCUCUCUCCCUCUCUCUCUCUCUCUCUCUCUCUCUCUCUCUCUCCCUCCCUCUCUUCUAUAAUUUCUGGGACAGAAUGUACGAUAAGAAAUGUACACGUAUUUCUCUCAAUUUAGUUACUCUCUCUCUCUCUCUCCCUCUCUCUCUCUCUCUCUCUCUCUCUCCUUUUUUUCACUCUGUGGCCUCUGUCAGUCUGUCUCGCUCAUUCUAUAUUUGUCUGUCACCCUCACUCUGUGUCUGUUUUCUCUCUCUCUCUCUCUUUCUUUCUCUCUCUCUCUCUCGCUCUCUCUCACUUAUCAUUGUUUAUUUUAGUCUUACCAUAAGAUCCGUAUGGAAACGUUUAUACUCUAAAAAGAGAUCACGGGAAGUAAAAAAAAAUAAAAAAUUUCUCCUUCUCUCUCUCUCUCUCCCUCUCUCUCUCUCUCUCUCCUUCUCUCUCUCUCUCCUUCUCUCUCUCUCUCUCUCUCACUAA